AUUUCUUUAUGGUCCAUUAAAUUAUUGUGUUACAUUUCUCUUAUGGCUUUAGUUUUUUGGAGAAACUAUCCGCCAGCCAUAAUAGGUACAAGUCUGUUAUUAUAUGGAGAUGGAAUGGCAGAGGUUGUUGGAAAAACAAUAGGAAGAAUAGAAUUGAUUACACCAUGGGGAAAAAAGAAGACACUAGAAGGAUCUUUAGCAGUUUUUAUUUUUGGAGGAAUUGGAGCAUUUGCUAUGUGCUAUUUACUUUUCCAUCAAAUAUAUUUCUUUUACUCGACUCUGUUUGCGUUCGUUGGUAUGUUAGUGGAGUUUUAUUCAUACCCAGAAUAUGAUAAUGUAUUCAUCCCACUUUCUUCAGUUAUACUUGGGUUCUUUUUGUUUUAA
Molecule: messenger RNA, 384 nt
Organism: Entamoeba invadens IP1
Lineage: Eukaryota; Evosea; Mastigamoebida; Endamoebidae
Product: phosphatidate cytidylyltransferase, putative
Exons: 1
Biological process (GO): phosphatidic acid biosynthetic process
Cellular component (GO): endoplasmic reticulum membrane
Molecular function (GO): ATP-dependent diacylglycerol kinase activity
Source: RefSeq, a predicted model, not a curated record